Molecule: messenger RNA, 2282 nt
Organism: Styela clava
Lineage: Eukaryota; Metazoa; Chordata; Ascidiacea; Stolidobranchia; Styelidae
Product: prostatic acid phosphatase-like
Biological process (GO): dephosphorylation
Molecular function (GO): phosphatase activity
Source: RefSeq, a predicted model, not a curated record
GUCUGUGCAUUCAAUAGUACAGUAGGUAUUGCCGGUAUGUCAUUACUGUACUAUAUACUAUUUUUGAUAUUUUACGAGGCACAUGGAAGAAAACUUAUACAAGGGAAUAUAAUUUGGAGACAUGGUGAUAGAUCAUCCUUUCAUACAUAUCCGAAUGAUCCAUAUAAAUUUGUAUGGAAAGAUGGAAAAAUGCAGUUGACAAGCAAAGGAAUGACACAAGCAUACGAAUUGGGACUUUAUUUGAAAUCAAAGUAUGGAAACCUGAUCAGUAAGAAAUACAAGGAGAAUGAAAUUUAUAUAAAAAGCACUGAUACCGACAGGACCAUUAUGACAGCUCAAUGCGUCGUCUCUGGACUUUAUGCACUUCCAAAUUCUACCAUAGGGAAAAGUACUAUAGCAUUUCGUCCAUUUCCUAUUCACACUGAUUCUUUGAAAAGAGAUUGGCUCUACAACAGAAAAAAAUAUCCUGAGAAGGGCUGCAAAGCUUUCGCUGAUUUAUUGAAAAAAGGUCAAAAUGAAUCAAAAUUUUACAAAUCUCUACUUUCUAGCUAUGCACACUUUUUUAAAAAUAUGACAUUUUUAACUGGUAUGAAAGAGCCAUAUGAUUUCAAUUCUAUAACUGAUUUAUAUGAUAACCUAAUUUGCCUGCGAUCCAAUAACUACACACUACCAAAAUGGGUGGACGAUAACACAACGAAAAGUCUUGCAUAUCUUGCAGGCCUCCACCAAGGGCUAGCUUGUACUGAUUAUGAACUUAAAUAUGCAAAAACUCUUUCUAAGAUGACAAAUGGAAUCAUUCUUGGAAACAUGCUGGAAAAUAUGGAGAAACGAAUUAGGAAUGAAACACAAUAUUCAUUGGUCGGUUAUUCUGCUCAUGACAGCUGCAUCACUACUCUUCUUGUUUCCAUCGGAGCACACAAUUGGAUUAUUCCACCAUAUGCAUCAUGUGUCAUGCUUGAUUUAUAUUUGGAAAACGAUUUAAGUUAUUCGGUUGAAUUAUGGUACAGAAAUGAUUCUACACAAUCGCCUCAUCGAUUACCAUUUUAUAAAUGCGGCACAUCUUGUUCUUUUGAACAAUUUCAAAAAGUUGCCUCAGAGGUUGUUCCUGGAAGUGACAAUGCUAGAUUAUGUGGUAUUUCAGAUGGGUACUGUGGUAAUUUUUUUCUUAUAGGGCUGGCUAUUCUUGUUACAAAUAUUCUGCUAUUUGUUUCAGUGUACUACUGUAUUUUUAAAAGAAACCCGUAUUCUCGUCUUCCUCAACAUGAAAGUGAUACUCUUAAUUUGAAAUCGAUGUAGAAGAACAUUACUUUCGUCAUGUAUAUCAACCUAUGUCAGUAGUUUAUUUUAAAAGUAGAUAGAAUAGAAAGGUAGCAUUUUAGAGAAUAGGCUAUGGUAUUUAUCUUCGGUGAACAUAUUUAUUUUUGGUGGGUGAAGACUUACAUUGGCUGAGUAAUUUGUUACUGAUUAUCGGGUAGUUCACAUGUGUUUCAUUGCAUAAAUAUUAUAGUGGAAGAAGUGGGAUCCAGUGGAUGAUUUCAUGAAAGGCCCAGCGUUAACUAAAUUUUUUUGUUUAUAUAUGAUCAUCAUCUUAUGAGAUUUAAACGCGCAACUCACUCUUUUUUUAUGAGAUUUGAACCCGCAACUCACUCCCUUGCGAGUGCAAGUUUGUACCCGUAGUUGAUACAGCAAUUGCUCAAAGAUUCGUAGUCCAUAUAUUUCUAUAGGGCUCGCUUUUAUUUCUGUCUCGUUAUAUUUGAAAAUCACACAAUGCAUAUUUUGAAAUAUAGCAUGUUCAUAAUACCUCACACUAUUGAAUAUAGUACUUAUUUUUAAAUCAGUGCAGAAAUUUUCAUAUCCAUCAUAUAUUUUUCUUUCUAUAAGUCAAGAUUGAAACGUGGCAUUGUUUACAUGAUAUCACUUUUCUUUCUAUAUGCUAUUCAUAGUUAAUAUUUUAAGCUAGUGAUUUUAUUUGAAAUGUUUUAUGUGCAAGUGCAAUUAUUAUUACGGUAUUUAUCAUCAUUGUCCAUAGGAGUAUAUAGAUUUUAUCAUUUUAAUAAAAAGUUGUUAUCUGCUGCUAAGAGGUCACAUUACUAGCCUUAUCACUUCUGAUUUACUGUAAAAUGAAAUUGUAUGUCAAAUUAUUUAAAAAGAUGUACACAUAAUGUGUUUGACUUAGUAUGUGCUAUACAUUUCAUAUGCCCUAUAUUUGACCAUACUACCUGAUCUGAACCUUUCUUGCCAAACACAAACCAACUAUUUAUUAGUACCGUACUUUUAUUUCA